CUUGGGGAUUGGCUGGGCUGGGUCGGAGCAGAUCCAAUCAGCAAGCAGCGCGCGCACAGGGCCUGGGCGGGGAAGUCCGGUCUGCGGCCGGCUGAGGCGACCUGAAGGCUCCGGCUCUGCGCUGAUCACUGGAAACUGAGGCACAGACGGUUUAAGUGACUUGCUCAAGGUUACACAGCUUAUUUUCUUAUAAGGCUAAGAAAAUUAUAAGGCACAUGUCAGUGAAUCAGCAAGAUCUAGAUCCAGAUAGUACUACAGAAGUGGAAGAUGUUACAGAUGCUGAAGAAGAACUUAUUAAAGAAUGUGAAGAACUGUGGAAAGAUAUGGAAGAAUGUCAGAAUAAACUAUCACUUGUUGGAACUGAGACACUCACUGAAUCAAAUGCUCAGCUAUCAUUAUUAAUUAUGCAAAUGAAAUGUUUGACUGCUGAACUCAGUCAAUGGCAGAAAGAAACUCCUAAAAUAAUUCCACUGAAUGAAGAAGUUCUGCUAACAUUAGGAAAAGAAGAGUUCCAAAAAUUGAGACAUGAUCUUGAAUUGGUACUCUCCACUAUUCAGUCAAAGAAUGAAAAGUUAAAGGAAGACCUGGAAAGGGAGCAACAAUGGUUGAAAGAACAGCAACAGCUCCUGGAAUCUCUUAAUGUACUACACAAGGAAUUGAAACAGCAGGUUGUGACAGUUUCUGAAUCAAGAAUCUUUAAUGAACUAAAAACUAAAAUGCAUGAUAUAAAAGAAUAUAAGGAGAAACUCUUGAUUACCUUGGGUGAGUUUCUAGAAGACCAUUUUCCUCUGCCUGAUAGAAAUGUUAAAAAGAAAAAGAAAAACGUUCAAGAAUCCACUGCACAGCUGAUAACACUGCAUGAAAUGUUAGAGAUUCUUUUAAAUAGAUUAUUUGAUGUUCCACAUGAUCCAUAUGUCAAAAUUAGUGAUUCUUUUUGGCCACCAUAUAUUGAGCUGCUCCUGCGUAAUGGAAUUGCCUUGAGACAUCCAGAAGAUCCAACCCGAAUAAGAUUAGAAGCCUACCAUCAGUAAAAGGAUGGUCUCUUUUUCACACAGUACUCGAAAGAAUUUUGUCAUUCAAGGAUAAUGGAAACAUUGAGGAUUACUUGGAUAAAGAAUAUUAUUUGCAAAUCAAAGCACAUAGUCCAUCUUUCUUUUAUCCUUAAAAUGACACAUGCUGUCAUCUCCUAUUCAUUUAAAAAUGGUCCUUUCACAUUCAGGAAGUGCUUUGGUGUUUUAAACUAGAUGGACAAGAAUGCAAGUAAAAAAUAUUCUAGACUUAAUCAUUAUAAAACAUUUAAUGUAUCUUACUUUUGCAAUAUUCUUUGGAAAAUUCUUUGCUAAUUUAUGAUAUUACUAAUGUAAUAUUUUCCUUUUAAAAUUUAUGACAGUUUCCAUUUUGCAUUUUGAGUUGUAGUUGAUGCUUCACCUCCUUUAAAUUUAGGAAUUAUAAUGGAAAGCCCUUUAAUUUGCAGAUGGCUUUAAAAUUGACUUAGUAUCUGAUGUAGAAGGAAGUGUAAUUUAAAAGUGUUUAGUAAAUUUGUUCCAUGUAUACUGUCUUAUUUCUAGAUUUGCUAAAAAUUGGAAUAUAAAAAACUAAUGGAUAAAGAUAGCAUGAAAACUAUAUUUUAAUGUAUAUUAUAUAACAAGUGAUAUUAUAUAUUAACCCACUCUUGACUUUGUUAAUCAUUACUAACAAAAUUGUGUUCAUAAAAUUUUGUUUAUCCACUGUGACUUUUCUGUAAAUAAAAUUCUGUCAUCUAAAAAUCUCUAGCUGUUUUGGUGAUGUGGCAUGAUAUUUUAAUAAGUUAAAUAGGCUUUUUGUAGGUAGAUAAAUGAAAAUAUUAUAGGACUUAUUCAGGCUUACAUACAAGCUACACUAGAGAAUUCCAAACCAAUUUAGUAUCAUUAGUUUUUUAAGAGGACUUAGUGUGUACUUUUACAUUUGAAAAUGCUUUUUAGUAUAUAUCAUUCAAGUUUCUUGCUUAAAUACUUCAUCUUUUUUAAAGUAAGCAAAUAAUAUUCCAAGUAUACUUUGUCCCUUCUAUAGGAAAUACAAAUACUGUUAUAUUUUAGUGAAUGUAAGUUCUUUUAUGGGAAGAUGACAUAUAAAGUACCUUCCUAGAAUACUCUAGUUGGGAGUCAAAGAAUGAGCAACUUUUAUUCCUUGAAGUUACUGGAGAAGGGAGAAAUGGUUCUGGCAGUAUAAGUCUGACGGUAAUUCUACAGAUCAGGCAGAGCUGUUGUCGGGGACUUCCCUGUGUUGCGAAUUACAGAAAGAAAUAAAUAAAAGCAAAAAACAACUUGAUGAUUUAUUUGGCAAGUAUUCAUUUUGCAUUUUACUGAAGAAUCUACUGGUUAGGAUCAUUUUACUACAGUGUCUUUUAUAAGGCUCUAAAGAAAACUAUGAUGAUUGCAUCCUACUUUAAUUCAUUAACCCAGGCUUCUUACAUAACAAGAUUAUUUGCCUACUUUUGAUCUCAAUCAUAAACAAAGUAAAUUAUAGUGGAAUUAGUCUUGAUUUGUACUCCAUCUAAGCUUACAGCCCUUAAAGCUUUUUGUGGUUUUGAGUAUGUUGGAGAAAAUGUUUCAGGUUCUGAAGACCUGUAUGUAUUUUCACUCUUCAUUGAUUUAAGAAAAUCGCUGAAAUCUAUUAAAACUUAGAAUUUGUUUUUAUUUCACCAGGUCUUAAAUAUGAUAAUGCAAAAUAUCUGAAAGUAAUACCACAUUCUAGCUUUCCCACACCAGAUGGUGAUGUUAGCCUAACUUAGAAACAAAAAUUUGUUUUGGUCUACCACAAAAUAUAUUUAACUUUGUGAUUGGUUGAUAUGUAUGCAUGGAUCGAUUUGGGAGAAAUUAAAUCUCUAUUUGGUUCAAAAUUCAACCCAGUUGAAUAUGACCUUCUUGAGUCUUAUUCUGUAUUUUAUAUGGUUGUACAUCUAUAUUAACAUUUUUGACUCCCUUAUUUUCCUUAGUUUACUUUGUUGUUCAUUUAGCUAACUUUUAGUUUAAUUCUUUUUGCUUUUACCAAGAAUUAUAUUUUUCAAUUCUAUGCAAUAUCUUACCUCACUUUAUUUUCUGAUAUUUACUAGUAAGUGAUUAAUAAUAAUAACUGAAAUAAGAAUGGUGAAUGAGAUGUCCUGUUGCCCUUUUGGUAUUUUCUAAUCAAAACAUUAAAAAUAUGUAAUCUUUAUGCUUAUGAUGCCUACUGAUAGACUGUAUUUUUUCUAAAGUUUUUGUGGGUCUGUCAAUAUGCCACCACUUGCUAAAUGCAGCAUCCCAAUACUUUAUUGUUAACCUUUUAUGACAUGUGGACUCAGAAGCAUCAAUUAGUAAAGUGAAAAAUUGCAUACUAUUACCUUAUUUUUAAUAUUUUUCUUCAUUUGUUCUUUGUCUUCUACCUUGUGUGGAUUGAAUAUCCCUUUUUAUGGCAUUCAGAGAUUUUAAUUUUUAUCUGAUUUUCAAUUAUACAAAAAAAUGAAUACAUUCGUUUUUGAAAAAUUAUUACAGAUAUUACAGAUAAAUCUACGUUUCCUUUGACCACAUUUGGAAUUUGGGUUCCCCAUACCAAUGAGGUAGCCACUGUUUGAUACAUGCUAUUAAUUUUCAGCUUACAUUAUCAUCUUUUCCUACCAUUUAACUGUGUCAAGAAUAUAAUAAAAUCCAUGUUAAUGAAUCUUCUUUUGUAGUAAUCACAGAGCCAAUUCACAUCACAGUGGGUUAUUACAUAUCUGUUCACUAUCCCCAUAUAAAAUUUCUGCGUUACAGUGUUUAAUGUUAAUACAAGUCUUUAGUAUAAAAAUAUAAUUUGAUUUGUUCAACUGUAUUAAUUUUGUUGAAAGAUAAUUAUGGUUAAUAUAAUUUUAAAAUAGUUUUUUAACUUUUCUGAGUAAUAAAUGAUUCUUUUGAACCCCA
Messenger RNA from Equus caballus (horse), 3914 nucleotides. RefSeq names its product centromere protein K (gene CENPK). The record is from RefSeq and is a predicted model, not a curated record. Lineage: Eukaryota; Metazoa; Chordata; Mammalia; Perissodactyla; Equidae. Gene Ontology annotation, cellular component: nucleus. Gene Ontology annotation, biological process: mitotic sister chromatid segregation; kinetochore assembly.